UGGUGUUCAAGUUCCUUGUCGGAAUGUUUUUGCUGUGUCACCCGCAGCCGAGCUGUGCUUCGCAGACCAGAUUAUGAUGGAAUUUACACUGUAUACGAGGCAGUAAGAGAGCGUAGAACAUUCAUCUCGUCCAUGGCGUCUUUGUGGUCAAAAAUCUCAGCCAUCCUGCCUCCUAACGAAGAACAGUUUCCGCUGCAGUUUAGCGACAAAGUGGCGUCAAGCGUGGUGGAGAUGCUGAAACGGGCSCGGCAGCAGCUGUACGGCGAGGCGACGAGCGCCAGCAGCCGAAUUCUCACCGCUCAGAUCAUUUUGGACUAUUCAUGGGAGAGACUUAACACGGGAACAUGGCGCCAUGUGGACAAAGAGUGGAGGCGGGUUUACUCGUAUGGCUGCCUGUUCAAAGCGGCCGCGAUCUGUCGAGGAAGUCCAUCAGAGGAGGAGAUCCUGCAGGCCAUCAGGACAUGUGACAUGGGUUUGCUGAUGGGCGCGGCCAUCAUGGAAAAUAUACUUCAGGUCAUCGUUCGAAUUCUGCAAAGGGAAAUAAGGACAUUGGCUAAAGAAGAAGAUGCUCAUGAAAACAUCCAGGCAAAGAAAAGGAAGAUCGCAAGCCCACAUGUUGGUCUAAUCAAAGACGAGUUGUCAGUUCCCAGAAUGAAGUGUCCUUCACUGGAAAGCUUCAAUGCAAACUACCUCCUUCCCCUCAAACCAGUGAUUUUAGAGGGGAUAAUUGACCACUGGCCUGCCCUCAACAAACAUCCCUGGAGCAUCGAGUACCUGAGGUCCGUGGCCGGCUGCCGGACGGUUCCCGUCGAGGUGGGCUCCCGCUAUACAGACGAGGACUGGUCACAAACGCUGCUUACAGUCAAUGAGUUCAUCGACAGAUACAUUUUGAAUAAAGUUCAAGAGUCUGAGAGUGAACACAAAGCUGUGGGUUAUCUCGCUCAACACCAGCUUUUUGAUCAGAUCCCAGAAUUAAAGGAAGACAUCCGCAUCCCGGAUUACUGCUGUCUUGGUGAAGGCGAUGAAGAUGACAUCACUGUAAACGCGUGGUUUGGACCCGAGGGUACGGUAUCUCCUCUUCACCAAGAUCCUCAGCAGAACUUCCUGGCUCAGGUAGUGGGAAACAAAUACAUACGGUUGUAUUCCCCAGAGGACACAGAGAAGCUGUAUCCUCACGAAUCCCAGCUUCUUCACAACACCAGUCAGGUGGAGGUGGAGAGUCCAGAUGCUGAACGCUUCCCUGAGUUUGUGAAGGCACCGUACCUCGAAUGUGUCUUACGGCCUGGAGACGUGCUAUUCAUCCCUGUCAAAUACUGGCACUAUGUCCGAUCUUUAGAAAUCAGCUUCUCCGUCAGCUUCUGGUGGUCAUGACUUUGUUUCAUAAUAAAAUACGUUUACUGUCUA
Messenger RNA from Poecilia reticulata (guppy), 1404 nucleotides. RefSeq names its product lysine (K)-specific demethylase 8 (gene kdm8). Lineage: Eukaryota; Metazoa; Chordata; Actinopteri; Cyprinodontiformes; Poeciliidae. The record is from RefSeq and is a predicted model, not a curated record. Gene Ontology annotation, molecular function: histone H3K36 demethylase activity. Gene Ontology annotation, cellular component: nucleus.